UCCAUAGAAGCAGCAGAGCAACAUAAGUGUUGGUUUGUCGUUGAUGAAAAUUCAAAUUUCUUCUAGAAGUUAUUUACCUUUUUAAUAGAUGGAUAGAAAAGGUUUUUCGUGUGAAGUUAAGCUUGAUAUUCACUUGGUCUCAUGUCCUGGCACAAGACAUCUCUCGAAUAGAAAUAUGCUCUUCCUUAGGAUAUCGCUUCUUAACUCCUCUAAGCGGACAAAAUCUGUUUAUGCAUCAUUCCCUUUGAUAUUCAAUGAGAGACUAUACUAUGAAAAGACAUAUGUGAAUGCAAGAGAACCAGAUCAAGUAAUGGAAAUGUUAGAAGAUGAAAACGUUACCAUUGAAUUGUUACAAUAUUCUGAACGUCGUCAAGGUGGUAAACUUCUGGCAUUUUAUGAAGAAAGUUCUAGGAAGUUUUUAUUUCCUGAUAAAACACUCACUAAAAAAGAUGGUCUUGAUCGGGAAAUUCUUCUCAGUAGAACAGCAAAAUUCCAGGGUAUCAAUCCUAAAUUAGAGUUUUCAACAAGUACAACUAUGCAGGAAGCCAGAGUUUCAACAUCUUUACAUCGAACUUUGCUGGAAAAUCCUCCUUUUUUGCCACCUGACAAUGAAAUACAACAUCAAAGUGAUUCCUCCACCUCUGAACAGGAAGAAGAAACAGUUCCUAUUAUGCAUUCAACACGUGUACAAACUCCCAAACCUGUUCAUUCAAAAACCCCAAAGCGCACUCAAAAACACUGUGUUUGUGAAUGCCCAAGACGACCUGAAAAUAAUGGUGAAGUUGUCGUAAAAUCAAGAUCAUUAUCUCCAAGAUUAAAACGUUCUUUACGUCGGAGAUCUGGUGAUCCUAAGCCUCCAUUCAAGACAGGAAAAGCUGAUGAAAGUAUAAUAUCACGUCGUGAUUUCCCUCCUAGUCCCAGCAUGAAACGUAGAGCUAAGAUGAGAAGCAGUUUACCAAGUACACCAUUACCUGCUGAUGGUGAUCCUUUACCCUGUCAGGAUUGCCGAGUACCUCACAAAGAUUGUUUAGUCUGUCAAGCGUAUUUCAAAGUGUAUGGCAAUGAAUUUCUGCAAUAUCGCUUUGGACCAGACCGCCAACUACGCUCCGCUUCCACUCCAUCUCUGGCAAUGUAUCAGACACCAGCUCGUGCUAGGCUCCCUGGCAGCGCGCCUACGUCGGAUGACGUAGCAUACAGUCGACCACUUUCUGAAAGAAAGAAAAUCUUUCAUGCGGAAUCUGAAGGAUACAGUUCUUAUAAAGAGUCCUCAUCGAAUUCUGAUGAAAUGCAUGAAAGAGUCAAGAAAUUGUUGGCGAAAACCAAAGUAUACUCAAAUGGCUAUAGUAGUUCUUCAGACGUGGAUUCAGAUCAAGAUAGCUUAUUUUCUUUGCAGGAAUUGAGGUCUGAGAUAGACGACGCAAGAGAAGAAGCCCUAAAUCGUUCCUAUGACGAUCCGGAAAACCCAUCUCUUGGUGUUAGACUUGAUCGGAGUAUCACAGUUCCUCUAGAUGACAACGAAUAUUGGUCCAAUAAGAAAUAUUUGUACACUGGUCUUGACCAUCGUCAAACAUUUGAUCAAUCACUGCAGACAAUCUAUCAUGAUCUGUAUAAUAAAGCUACCCAAGUUAGACCCUAAACCCCCGAAUUUGAAGUGUCCGGGUUAUAUGAAUGAAGACUUUAUGACCAGACUCGCAGCUUUUAGAUAGCUGGAGAAAUUUUUAUCAUCUUCGUAUAUUGGAUAGACUGACAGUUGUAUCUUAAAGAUUGACCUUUUUAUCGUUAUAUUAUAUAUCGACCCUUUGUUUAUUCGUGCCUGAGCAUUAGCCAAUAAACGGUGUCGGUGCUCUGCUAGGUAGUUAUUAAUAUAGGCGAUUAUUGUUGAUGUACAAUAACCUGGUUGUGUUAAUAACU
Messenger RNA from Dendronephthya gigantea, 1911 nucleotides. RefSeq names its product spermatogenesis-associated protein 6-like. Bases 89 to 1636 code for a protein of 515 amino acids. The record is from RefSeq and is a predicted model, not a curated record. Lineage: Eukaryota; Metazoa; Cnidaria; Anthozoa; Malacalcyonacea; Nephtheidae. The transcript has 11 exons. Gene Ontology annotation, molecular function: myosin light chain binding. Gene Ontology annotation, biological process: spermatogenesis.